AUGUCCUUCAUGAGCACUCUGUUUGGUCCCGACGCUGACAAAUGGCCACACAGCGACGAGUCGCUUGCGCUUGCACUGGAGACACGAGUCCAGCAGGAGAAGACGAAACAGGAGUUCUACAGAGUGGAGCAGCUGAAUCGCACCACAGAGCUGGUGAAACUGGCUGCUCAGCUCAACAUUCCGCCAGAUCUGAUCCCAAUGCUUGUUCCUGGAAGAAGACAGCAAGUCCGCAAGCCGCUUAGGGUGGACACCAACCCGAUGACCAGCUUCAAAUUCGGUUCUGGCUCGAGUCCGCGCAAAACCACACUGAAUCCUCGUCACCAGCUAUCUCCGUCCAAGAUCGGCGCACACCACGUUUCAUCGUUGUUGAACGGCAAACAGCCACUUGAUAUCAGCCACGUACGGCACGGGAGACACCAACGAACCAUCUCGUUGCCGCCUGAAGUGUCCAUCCCUGAACAUUCAGAACAGACUCCACGCAAGAGACGACAGUCUCCAGGCCCAGAGAUCGUUAUUCCGGCACUGGAUACCACCCCAGACAAGAAACAUAGCAGACAGCUAUCUGCGGACGUUUCGCUGGUAUCGCCUGUUAAUUAA
This is a messenger RNA of Ogataea philodendri, 597 nucleotides long. RefSeq lists its product as uncharacterized. The transcript has a single exon. Lineage: Eukaryota; Fungi; Ascomycota; Pichiomycetes; Pichiales; Pichiaceae. The record is from RefSeq and is a predicted model, not a curated record. The coding region runs from base 1 to 597 and encodes 198 amino acids.